Molecule: messenger RNA, 3186 nt
Organism: Uranotaenia lowii
Lineage: Eukaryota; Metazoa; Arthropoda; Insecta; Diptera; Culicidae
Exons: 1
Coding region: 1-3186 (1061 amino acids)
Source: RefSeq, a predicted model, not a curated record
AUGACCGUCGACGACAGAUGGCUUCGUAUACAGAAUUUGGGACUUUGUAAAACGUGCUUGUACAGUCAUGGGACUCGUUCGUGUAGAAACAACACUCGCUGCGGCGUGGAUGGAUGCGAUGCGCGUCAUCACGCACUUCUUCAUUCGGCGGAGAAACCAAAGGCAUCCUACAGCUCUGGUCCGAAUCCGAUAUCGAACUACGUUGUGCAUCACGUUCACCAGUCGUCGUUUCCAUCGUUACUGUACCGUGUUAUUCCAAUCACGCUCCACAACGGUAGUUUAUCUGUCGAUGCCUUUGCCUUCAUCGACGAAGGGUCUUCGAUAACAAUGCUGGAAAAGAGUCUGGCAGAAAAACUUCAACUAAACGGGCACUCCCACCCGUUGUGCUUGCAGUGGACAUCCAAUGUGACGCGGAUCGAGAACGAUUCGAAACGAGUGACGUUCGAGAUUUCCGGCAUCAAUAAAUCAAAGCGGUACAAGGUUUCAAACAUCGGAACAACCAAUUCCCUGAACUUACCAACACAGAGUUUGCCGUUCGAAGAACUCAAGUCACGUUUUAGUCAUCUUCGAGGAAUUCCGGUGGAUGGUUACGAGAAUGCCAGUCCGCAACUUCUCAUAGGAGUUGACAAUCUACGUUUGGUGGUUCCGCUCAAGGCGCGAGAGGGCGAAGUAGGAGAUCCAACUGCGGUACGCACCCGCCUGGGCUGGUGUGUGUACGGUGGCAAGCGCGACGAGUCAACGCCAACAUUCAGUUAUCACAUUUGUGACUGUCAACAUGAUUCAUCUUUAGACGAGGCAGUGAAGACUUAUCUGACGCUCGACGAAGUUGGAUCGAAAGUGUUCACGCCAGUGCUGAGUGACGAAGACACUCGAGCAACGAAAAUUAUGGAGGAGACUACAAAAAGAGUGGGCGAUCGUUAUGAGUCCGGCCUGCUUUGGAAGUACGACUUCGUAGAGUUUCCAGACAGCUAUCCAAUGUGUCUGAGAAGACUCCAAUGUCUCGAAAGAAGAAUGGGAAAAGAACCGGCGAUGCGGGACAACAUAGUGCGUCAGAUCGAGGAAUAUCAGCAGAAAGGCUACUGCCAUCGAGCGACUCCGGAUGAGCUGCAACAGGCUGACCCCCGACGCACAUGGUACCUCCCCCUCGGCGCGGUCACCAAUCCCAAGAAACCCGGUAAGGUGCGGCUCAUCUGGGACGCUGCAGCCAAAGUCGACGGGGUGUCCUUAAACGCGAUGCUAUUGAAAGGGCCCGACCAGUUGACAUCUUUGCCUGCUGUAUUAUUUCGGUUCCGCCAGUAUCCGGUGGCAGUUUGUGGAGACAUCCGGGAGAUGUACCACCAGAUCCUGAUUCGUGAAGCUGAUCGAAGCGCUCAAAGGUUCCUGUGGCGGUCGGAUCCGAACCAGCAGCCAGAAGUUUUCGUCAUGGACGUGGCAACGUUUGGGUCGACCAGUUCACCAGCGACGGCCCAAUACGUUAAGAAUAUCAACGCCCGCCUGUUCGCCGAUAAGUAUCCUGCAGCCGUCGAAGAAGCAAUCAGUGGUCAUUAUAUUGAUGACUAUGUGACCAGUUUUCGGAGCGUGGCUGAGGCCAAAGAAGUUACGUCCCAGGUGAGGGCGAUACAUCAACACGGUGGUUUCGAACUUCGUCAGUUCUGUUCGAACAGCGACGAGGUCAUGCAGUUUCUUGGAGAGGUCAAGGCACAUCCAGUGAAGAACAUGUGCCCAACUAAGGGAGAAAACUCCGAACGUGUGCUGGGUAUUUUGUGGGAUACGGAACACGAUGAGCUGCGGUUCCCAACGAAGAUGCGGGAAGACAUGGUGAAGUUAAUCACUACACAGGAGAAACCAACGAAGCGACAGAUACUCCGGUGUGUGAUGACAAUGUUCGAUCCACUGGGUCUUCUAGCACCGUAUCUGAUCUUUGGCAAGAUCAUUAUCCAGGAAGCCUGGCGCAAAGAGCUCGGCUGGGACGAACCGGUGGACGAUGAAACGCAUCAACAGUGGCUGAAAUGGGUCCAAAUGCUUGAACACAUCAACGAUAUCGGCAUCCAGCGAUGCUAUUUCCGAGAGGCGAUCAACGAGGUCGAAGUUCACACAUUUGUGGACGCCAGUGAGAUUGCAUAUUCCUGUGUGACGUAUUUUCGCUCAACGAACGCUGCCGGAGAAGUAAAGGUUGCGCUGGUAGGCGCGAAGUCCAAAGUUGCACCCCUGAAGGCGUGGUCGAUACCGCGCUUAGAGCUGCAAGCGUGUGUGUUAGGUGCACGUCAUAUGCGAAGUGUCAUCGAGGGACAUUCGUUGCAGAUCAAGAAGCGAGUGUUGUGGUCCGAUUCCGGAACAGCGCUGAGCUGGAUCAACGGAGAUCCCCGAAAGUUUAAUCGAUUUGUAUCGUUCCGAAUCUGCGAGAUAUUGGAGCUAACCACUCGGAAGGAGUGGAGAUGGGUUCCAUCGAAGAACAAUCCAGCGGAUGAGGCUACGAAGUACGGUUCCGGGCCUUAUUUUGCCAAAACGAGUUGCUGGUUCGCCGGGCCAAGUUUUUUAGUGCAUCCUGAAGCGGUAUGGCCAGUUUCGAAGGCUGGACUUGCUGAAGCAUACUACGAGCGACUUGAUGACGAGAAGCUACACACACUACUGGUCGAAGCCGAGUCGAUCGUAAAUAGUCGCCCCUUAACUUACUUGCCGUUGGAUGCAGCUGAAAGCGAAGCCCUGACGCCCAAUCACUUCCUGCUAGGGAGUUCCGACGGUGUCCGCCAGCCGCCUACAGAAGAUGUGUGCGACAACAAGUUGCUGGGGAAUUCCUGGAACUUACUGCAGAGACAGCUGAAUACUUUUUGGAAGCGCUGGACGAACGAGUAUUUGCCGACACUGACGAGGCGAACGAAAUGGUUUGACGAGGUGAAGCCCGUUGAACCAGGCGAGUUGGUUGUGUUGGUGGAGGAUCGUAGGCGGAACGGAUGGAAAAGAGGGCGUGUCCUGAAGGUGAUUACGAAUCCAGACGGCAGGUGUCGUCAGGCGAUUGUGCAGACGAGUGAUGGGACGUUUCGUCGGUCGCUAUCGCGCCUGGCUAUGUUGGAGGUACAAGAUCGUGGAACGCGGACCCCAGCCGGAUUCCACCGGGGGGAGGAUGUUGCCACAAGAGCAAUUAGACCGGGAGCUGACGACACCCCAAUGUGUGACAGUUCUCGAUGA